AUGAGCCGCUUCGUUCGACCGUCCAAGUACCGACACGUCUAUCCCAACGUCGCGAAAAAGGAGGCCUGUUACGAAAACGUCAAGGUUUCCAACAAUGCUUGGGAUACCAAUCUCAUCUCUGCCAAUGGCACCUACAUUUCCAUCAACUGGAAUGCUUCCGGAGGAGGCGCUUUCGCCGUUCUCCCCAUCAAUCGUCCUGGCAAGCUUCCGGAUAUCUACCCGCUUUGCCGUGGCCACACCGCCGCUGUGCUGGAUACAGCCUUGAAUCCUUUUCAAGACAACGUUGUCGCUUCCGCUUCCGACGACGGAACGAUCGGGCUCUGGAAGAUCGAGGAUUGCAACUACGAUCAGCUCGAAUGGAGUGAUAAGGAACGAGAGCGGAAUGGAGGUGUAAAAGACUUUGAACCUCUUGCGAGGAUUUCCGGUGGUGGGAGGAAAGUAGGGCAGGUAGUUUGGCAUCCCACGGCUUCGAAUCUCCUUGCCGCCGCCACGGCCGAUCAUGUGGUCAAGUUGUUCGAUGUCAGCCACGCUUCCACCGCUUGCUCUUCUCCCAGUAUAGCUUUGCGUGGCUUUACGGAUACGAUCCAGUCGCUUGAUUGGGAUUGGAGUGGAACUACGCUGAUUGCUACCUCGCGCGAUCGUAAGAUCCGAACUUUCGAUCCACGUCAAGGCGAACGUCCCGUUCAGAUCGCCGAUUCUCAUGGUGGCAUCAAAGGUGCCCGUGUCAUCUGGUGCGGUGAUAAGGAUCGUGCCAUCUCCACCGGCUUUUCCAAGAUGUCUGAUCGUCAGAUGUUUUUGUGGGACACUAAUAAUCUUGCCUCUGGUCCGCUCAAACAGAUCACUCUGGAUGCUUCGAGUGGGAUCAUCAUGCCUUUUUGGUCGGAUAACAACAUUGUCUUCCUCGCUGGAAAGGGCGAUGGCAACAUCCGAUACUACGAGUUGGAGAAGGACGAGCUUCAUUACUUGACCGAGAGUAAAAGCUCCGAGCCUCAGAGGGGACUUACCUUUGUGCCGAGGAGGUUUUUGAAUACCGAAGAAAACGAAAUCGCAAAGGCCUACAAGAUCACUGGCACUACCAUCCAGCCAGUUUCAUUUUGCGUUCCGAGGAAAGCGGAGAGUUUCCAAAGCGAUAUCUUUCCCCCGGCGCCUAGCAAUGUCGCCAGUUUGACGGCUAAGGACUUUUUCCAGGGAAAGAGGGGCAAGAGGAUGAUGGUCAGUCUCGAAACUGGCGAGCGGGUGCAGAGUAGUGACAGUGUUCCCGAGACAACUGUUACCAAGAGUACCGCCGCUGAAGCACAAACUUGUCUUGCAGAUUUUGCCUCGAACCCCACGCCUACCCCGAUUGCUACGACUACAGCUAUGGCUAGUGCGACUUCUAAUGGCACCCCCACCCCCACCAACAACAACAACAACAACAACAACAACAACAACAACAAUGGAGCACAAGUAGAAGAUCUAAAGAAGCAGAUCGAGAAAUUGCGAAGAGCAGUAGAAGAAAGAGAUACGCAAAUCCGACAUCUCGAACAAGAAAACGAAACUCUCAAGGCAAACCAAGAGAAAGUCAGAGAGGCACUGCUGAACUCGCUCUAA
This is a messenger RNA of Ustilago hordei, 1590 nucleotides long. RefSeq names its product putative CRN1 - a coronin, that promotes actin polymerization and crosslinking to microtubules. Bases 1 to 1590 code for a protein of 529 amino acids. The transcript has a single exon. The record is from RefSeq and is a predicted model, not a curated record. NCBI's taxonomy places the organism in Eukaryota, Fungi, Basidiomycota, Ustilaginomycetes, Ustilaginales, Ustilaginaceae. Gene Ontology annotation, biological process: actin filament organization. Gene Ontology annotation, molecular function: actin filament binding.